Molecule: messenger RNA, 378 nt
Organism: Paramecium sonneborni
Lineage: Eukaryota; Ciliophora; Oligohymenophorea; Peniculida; Parameciidae
Source: the annotation of a GenBank genome assembly
AUUGAAUUUUUAUACGUUAUAACGCGCUAUGCUUAUAUAACUCAAUAAAUAAUAUUGCUCCUCCUUUUCUAAGGAUGAGAAAAAGAGAGAAGCAAUUCAAGAAUAAAUAAUUUGAUAUCGAUUUUUUUCCCCAAGGUAAUUUCUUUUAAUGAAACUAUAGAAUCGAUUUUUAACAUGGUUUUCCUUAAAAAAAUAAGAAAUUUUUUGUACAGGUCUCCCAACAAGUUACUUAGAGAUUUUUGUCCAUUUGGGCCCAUUAUUAACAAAGUAAUCUAACACCAACAUAUCCUCUUCAUAAGUCCAUGGCUCUCUGUUAAUUGAUUAGUCAAGCUUAUUUAUAUAACGAUCACGAGCUUAUUUUCCUGUUAUAUUACCAAG